GCCACCAAACUGCUGUGGGGGCAGGAAAUCUCUCUAGUGCCCCCGGCUGCUGGAGGCCAACGAGAGAGAGCAUCAAUGGGAGGCUGUUGCCUGUGAUACCUGCCUGGGAAAAGGGCUGCAAAGGCAGGUCCCUGGAAGUGGUGGGGAGCAGGGGGAGGUGCAGAAGAAUGGGCUGGAUGGCGGUUUCCUGACCCCAGAGCACUGGCCAGCCGUGGGCACUGAGCACCAGACAGAAGACCCAGCCCGGCUACCUCCAGCAAUGGGACAGUCCCAGGAGAACCUGGGCAGGUGGCCCCCGGACUGGAGAUGGCUCCACAGGGCAGGCCUGAGUCACAGCAUUGAGACACAGCACUCCUCCCGAUGGCUAUGGUCCAGCAAGGACCUGAUCUCAGCUAAGCCACGUAAGCAGUGGGGGGGGGAGGCAAGGGUCUGUGAGCUUCUGCUUUCACUUUCCCGUGCUUCAGAAUUUUAAACAGGAAAAUGCUGGGGACAGAAGAUAAGGGCUCAGGGGUGCCGUGGCUUCUUGAGGCACAUGUCUGGCGGUCUGGCAGAAAUCACACCCCAAACCCAUGGGGAGGCUCCAGCUGGGUAUAUAACUCGCUGCCUUGAAGCCAGGGGCUGUCUGCUCCGCUGGCUGGAGGCUGAACUGGACUGUCCCAACCCAGAGCAUCUGUGGGGCAGGAUCAUGGUGGGGCUCUACUCCCAGCUGGCCAUGCUGCUGCUGGUACUGGCGUCCCCAGUGCACGGUGCAGAGGAGAGUCAAGACCAGCCAGUGUUCAGCCAUAUCAUAGCAGGGCAGGAUGCGCAGGAGGGUCGAUGGCCCUGGCAGGUCAGUGUGCAGCGAUAUAUUGACAAAAAAAGUGACUACCUCCACAUCUGUGGAGGAUCCCUCAUCUCAGCCCAGUGGGUGGUAUCAGCCGCUCACUGCUUCAUUCGCUCUCUGACCUGUUCCCAGUACCGUUUGGUGCUAGGGGCACACCAGCUCCUCAACCCCUCCCCGAAUCAGAUCCUGGUCCAGGUGAAGCAGAUCAUCCUCCACCCCAGUUACAAUAGGAAGAGCAAAGUUGCUGACAUCGCCUUGGUGAGGCUGGAGAAGCCAGUGAAACCCACGAAGUUCAUCCGGCCCAUCUCCCUGCCGAGGCCCUCCUUGCAGUUCCCCGAGAAGAAGAAGUGUUGGGUCACCGGCUGGGGAAACGUUGAAGUGACCAAGCCUCUCCCAAGACCCAAGACCCUGCAGGAGUUGGAGAUUCCCAUCAUCAAAACAGCAGACUGCAACGAUCGUUACAAGAUACUGACUCUACACUCACAUCUGGGACCAGAUGUAGUCAAACCCAGCAUGAUCUGUGCUGGGUACAUGAACAGCAACAAGGGAUUCUGCAAAGGCGACUCUGGCGGGCCUCUGGCCUGUCAGCAGGACGGCACCUGGUACCUGGCUGGAAUCGUGAGCUGGUUUAUUACCAGAAAUGUGUGUGGAAUCAUCUGUGCUGACUGCAGGUUCCCCGGGGUCUUCACCCGGGUGACGGCCUAUGACAGCUGGAUACAGAGACACGUGAACGGCAUGGGCCCUCUGCCAGCGUUUCUCCAGCCGCGCUGAUACUCGCCGCCCGCCUCCUCACUGCCCUGUGAGCCACGCACGGACCUCCCCUGGCACUGCCAGGCCAGCCCCUCUCCGGAUGUCUAUAGACCCUCCCUUGACACUGGGUUUGGGCCCCGUGUUGCUGGGGUCUGUGGGACGCGGCUGGGAGAGGCUGGUGGAUGGAAGCACAGGGGCACUAUGCGGAAGGCGAGGGUAGAGGUUGGGGGGUUAUAUCCUGCCUUUCCUACAGCUCUGCAGCACCCCCUGGAGGUGACUGGGAAGCCGACGGGGAAGGGCCCCGCAGCCGCUUUGAUCCCAUGACUUGUGCUCUGAAAAUCUUCAAUAAAUCAGCUUUGCAAACUC
Messenger RNA from Dermochelys coriacea (leatherback sea turtle), 1939 nucleotides. RefSeq names its product serine protease 27-like. The transcript is spliced from 6 exons. The coding region runs from base 533 to 1594 and encodes 353 amino acids. Gene Ontology annotation, molecular function: serine-type endopeptidase activity. Gene Ontology annotation, biological process: proteolysis. Lineage: Eukaryota; Metazoa; Chordata; Testudines; Dermochelyidae. The record is from RefSeq and is a predicted model, not a curated record.